AUGAUGGAAGCCGAGUUGGCGAAAGAGCUACGCGAAGCUACCGACCAACUCCUCGACAUCGCGCCCGCCUCAUCCUCUACCUUAGCCUCGCCUCAUCUCCGACAGAAUCAGCAGAGAACGUCGGUCGUAUCGGUGUCCACCAUAAAGGCUCGUCAGCCAACAUUCUCUCCUAGCUCGAAGCUCGAAGUACUGCACUCACCUACGGAUAUCAGACCAUGGCAGUGGCCCGUGCCGCCAAGCACAGCGUCCAGCAGCAAGGCGCAGGACACAGACAGCCCAUCAAUCGCACCAGUGAGGCUUCAAUCUCAACAGCCUAUCCGAAUCGAGCUGAACCGAAGCUUGACCGACGAUGCGGACGACAACCUUCCCGCGCGUGGUCUCAGCAGUCGCACGCGAUCUGUUAGGGCCGGCACGGGAGAAGAGUACGACGAGGCGUAUACAUUGCCCACCGUCCCACUAGACGAGACCGAUGACCAAGAGUUCAGAAUUGCAUCUCAAAGCAAGCCCAGGGUACGCACGCCAGUUCAUGACAUCUACAUCAAUCAAUACGGCGAACGAGUCGUGCAGGGCAAGGUGGUUGGUCGAAUCCUCGGUGGCAGACCGAAGCCAGGAUCAGGCAGUGGCGAUAUCUUACGUCCAACAAGCGACACCGCGUCGCACAUGGGAGCCUCCUCCAGCUCGCCCGUGAAAGAAGAACGGUCUCCUCAAGAGCGUCGGGAAAAGUUUGAUGCCGCUCUCCCUACUGCGACGAGUCCGCCAGCAUUCUUUCUGGAAUCUUUCCCAAACGCAUUUGGGCCACCGCCAAGCAGCUCACCAGCCACUUCCACGCCGCCAAGACCACCAUCGAGCACAUUGCCAGCCAAAUCUCCGCCUUCAAGACAGAAGGAGCCGCCAGCUAUAUCUCCGCCGUCAAGGAAAAAAGAGAGAAGACCCUCCUCCUACGCUCGUCCACCCAGCAUCCUCAAGGCUCCCCGCGCGGUAGCAGGUGCUCUCACGCUGGCUAAUUCGGACAACGUCGACGACGACGUUCCUGUGCUCCCGGACGCAAGCUUCCAUACCGCGUCCGACGUAGGAACAGCAUCUGACGUAGGAUCACCGUCCUCGGUAUCAUCGAUGCAGCUUUCGUUCUCGCCAAAGCGCAACAAGCCCAUGGCGCUGUCAAGCUCGCCUAGUCGAAUGUCGCACGUUGGAAUCGGUCUAGGUCUGGGACGACUCCAGCUUCACAGUCCGGGCUUGUUCAAGAGCCCACAGAAGGAGAAGAAGGAAGCGGAGCUGCUGUCGCCGAGCAACAACAGAACGGUCUCGUCGGACUCGGUGCGGUCCAAGAUCGAGCUGCCUUCCUUGCGGCGGCCUACACCGACGAUCGAGUUGAGUCAGGCAAAAGCAGAGACGGUGGUCUUGCAUGGGAACAGGCGGCAGGCACGCGCGUCAGGCGUCGUUCAAGCACAAGACGAUGCGAGUAUCGAUGGAGUCCCGGUGUAUGAGUCGCCGGGGGUCUCGCCAGCAACGCCCUCUGUAACGCCUCUCUCGGAUCAGACCAACGAGGAAGAUGUGUUCGGAGGGAAUGCAGUAGCUGCAGAACCACGCCUGCGACUCGAGUCGGCAUCGGAGCCAUCAAGUCCGCUACUGUCUCCACGGCGCGCCCAAUCGGAUCCAGACGACCUCGCGGAAGUCAACUCAGCUCACGAGGAGGCUCAACCUGGCCCCGGCGACGACGACGACAACGCGUCGCUCGAAUCAGCCCCCUCCUCACUCAUCUCACUGCCCGUCUCGACCCUCACCUCAUCCUCUCGCUCGCCGAGCCAUACCAGUCUCGAGCGGCGCCGAAGCUCACCCGGUCACCGCCGUUCGUCCAGCCGCACCUCUGCGCCGGACCUCUUUGCUCGCGAGAUCCGCAUUCGCGGCUGGUCCGAGGUGGGCUCCCAAGCGCGCGGAUGGGUGGUCUUCGAGCUGCGCAUCAUCACUAAGCAGGGAACCCCGAUUGUCGCACACAAACGCUUCUCGUCGUUUGUCAAGCUGCGAAGCGCUCUCAAGGCCGAGUGUAGGGACCAGGCAAAGUGGCUACCGGAACUGCCGACGAGGAGGACGGGACUGCUGAGUAAAUAUGAUGCGAGGUAUCUGGAGAAGAGGAGGCGGGCGCUGCAGAGGUGGUUGGAGGUGGUUGCGCUGGAUCGGGUGUGGGGUGCAAGCGAGGCGUUGCGGGAGUGGGUGCUGGCGAGUGACUAG
Molecule: messenger RNA, 2226 nt
Organism: Kalmanozyma brasiliensis GHG001
Lineage: Eukaryota; Fungi; Basidiomycota; Ustilaginomycetes; Ustilaginales
Product: Phox homologous domain protein
Exons: 1
Coding region: 1-2226 (741 amino acids)
Molecular function (GO): phosphatidylinositol-3-phosphate binding
Source: RefSeq, a predicted model, not a curated record